Molecule: messenger RNA, 1158 nt
Organism: Schistocerca nitens (vagrant locust)
Lineage: Eukaryota; Metazoa; Arthropoda; Insecta; Orthoptera; Acrididae
Exons: 6
Coding region: 1-1158 (385 amino acids)
Source: RefSeq, a predicted model, not a curated record
AUGUUAGAUUUCUUUGCCAUGGCUCACUGUGUUUUUAAAACUGUUGAAGAGGCAGCAGGAUACUUACUUUCUAAGGAAACAGAAGCUUUACCUCCUCAUAUAGAUGAGCAGCCUGAUGAGGAAAAUAUUGAAGAUGACUUGUUGCCUAAGGAUGAAAACCGAAGGCAGCUUUGGAUACAGGCCCGGAAGCGGAAAAACUUUAAGCCAUCUGCACAUACGCGCCUUUGCUCGAAGCACUUCGAGGAGAAUUGUUUUGAUAGGGCUAAGACUGGAGGGAAUUGGCUAAGUAGUGAUGCUAUCCUGACACUUUUCAAUUUUACGGAGCAUAUGAAAUCGAAGAGGCCUAAUCUCCGUAAAUCUCACACUAGAAGGCGUUCGUUAGAUGACGCCUCGUCUUCUGAAAUCUGUGCUUCCAAUGCGUUUUACAGCGACGUUAUGCGAUAUGGAAACGAACACCCAGAAAAACAAAAGUUCAGGUAUAUUGGGGACUUUUCGAAUAGCGAUUUGUGUACUCCUGGCAUAGCAGAAAAAGUGAUAGAUGUGGCAAGACGGCAGAUUAGCGUCAAAGCCAGAAAGUUAAAGAACUUGCGGCGGUCAUCUCAUGGGAUGAAGAAGAAAGUCUUGUCUUUGAAAUCUCUGAUAAAUAAUCUUGAGAAUAAUCGUGUUAUAAAUGAAUCCCUGGCUAAUUUACUAAAGAUGCUGCCACCUGGUACUUCGGAGUUGCUCCAAUGUGUCAGUAAAGGUAAAGAAGCAAAUAUGUAUCCAGCAGCUCUUCGGACCUUUGCUCUAACACUAAAUUUUUACAGUAGCAAGGCAUAUAGCUAUGUAAGGAAAAAUUUUAAAACGUCACUGCCACAUCCACGAACAUUAAGAAAAUGGUACAGUGUUGUUGAUGGGGAUCCUGGUUUCAGUAAAGAAGCAGCAAUAGCGCUUAGAAUAAAGAGUCAGGAACUCAUUAGCAAAGGUAAGAAAUUGCUUUGUGCCAUGUCAUUUGAUGAGAUUGCCAUAAGGAAGCAUGUUGAAUUUUGUGGAAAUAAGUUUAUUGGUUACAUAGAUUAUGGUACAGAUCUUGACAAUGACAAUCUGCCUGUUGCAAAUGAGGCAUUAACAUUCAUGUUGACUGCUGUUAAUGGUUCAUGGAAAAUUCCUCCUACUUAA